Messenger RNA from Symbiodinium pilosum, 535 nucleotides. Lineage: Eukaryota; Dinophyceae; Suessiales; Symbiodiniaceae. The record is from the annotation of a GenBank genome assembly.
AUGUUCAUCAUACCCAUAGCGCUGGAGAUGAGAGCGGCCCGGAAUUUGAAGCUUCCACCGCUGGAUGAAAUCCAAGAUGAAUUCCUCGCUUUGUGGUACAAAUUUUUUGAGGCUCGGGAAAAGAAGAAAUCAAGUGGUCGUAUGCCCCAGCUACCCAAGAACUUUGAGAUCCCAGCCUAUAUCCAAGCUUUGUGCCGGACGGAUGCCAAAGAGCUGAAACGACUCAUGUCCAUGGUGAGAAAGCAGUUCUUGAGUGAAAGAAUCAGCCGCGACUCUGAUUAUCACAACGUGGUGUCAGCGUUUGGCCUCAAGGCCGACUAUCCACAAUUGGAUAAGGAGGAAAAGGAAGCGAGAGAGCAAGAGGCACUUGUGCAUGCAGACUUGUGCUUACAAAAGCUUGAAAAGUUAGUGGCCGAUCAUGAGGAUGAGGGUGAAAUGCCGAAAUGCCCACUGGGAAUGAAGGAGGAGAGGAGGAACAACAGGUUGGCGGAGAGAGCUGCAUCUCGCACUGCCACCGCUUCAGAUGGGCCACAAG